Messenger RNA from Stylophora pistillata, 438 nucleotides. RefSeq lists its product as uncharacterized. The record is from RefSeq and is a predicted model, not a curated record. Lineage: Eukaryota; Metazoa; Cnidaria; Anthozoa; Scleractinia; Pocilloporidae.
AUGGCAGAUUUUGGAGAUACUGAUCCUCUGUUAGAACAUAAUGAUGAUGAUGAUGAUGCUGAUGAUGAUGAUGAUGAUGACGAACGAAGUGAGGCGGGAGCAGAUGAAGGAGACACAACAACACCUUUUCAACCAGACGAGAAUUCAACUCCAGGGCCCUCAGGUGAAGAAAAUCGAAUGACGACAAUGAACAGAGAGCAAGAAAAGGGCUCAAAAACUGCUGAGACAUCUUUUAUUGAAGAGCGAGAGGUUUUGAUUGCACAGAAAUAUAAAGAAAUUGAGAAGCUACAACAGUCAAUUCAAGAUGAUCGAGAUAUUUCUGAUGAUGAAAAUGAAAACCCUGCUGUAAGAGAACGAGCAAGAGAAAAGAUAGCAGAAAAUCAAGAGCAGAUUGAUGAUCUUGAGAAUGAAAGAGAGAGACAGGAAGAAAGAUUAUGA